AUGGCUCGUUUCAUGGUCCUGAUCUCUGUCCUGGGCCUGGCCAAUUUGUCGUUGACUGCAUCACUUACCAGCCCCCGAUCAUUACAGCCCCUUGUUGCGCUCGACUAUGCGGCCUACCAGGGUAUCGCAGCAAACAACGGCAUCACGCACUUUUACGGCAUGAGGUAUGCCGCUGCCCCGGUCGGCCAAUUGCGUUGGCGACCUCCUCAGGACCCGCCUGCUAUUGCUGGUACACAAUCUGCUGCCGAGUUCAAGGCAGUUUGUGUAGGUGUCGGCCAGACGACCGGCACCUCGCCUUUGGGAGGCGUUACGCUGGACGAAGACUGCUUGUACAUCAGCGUGACUACUCCAUCCAACGCCACCAGCACUUCCAAGCUACCUGUGCUGUUCUACUUCUCUGGUGGCGGUUUUGCACAGCUGAACUCUAUCAACUACAACUUUGACGACUUUGUUGUGCAGUCUCAGCAGAGUGUCGUCGUUGUGCAGUUCAAUUACCGUGUUGGUGCUUUGGGAUUUCUCGCGGGUGAUGAGGUUAAAGCUGGCGGAUCUUUGAACGCCGGACUUCUCGACCAACGCAAGGCGCUCCGAUGGGUUCAAAAAUACAUCAGCAAAUUCGGAGGUGACCCACAACACGUUGUUCUGUUCGGAGGGUCCGCUGGUGCAGGUUCCGUGGGUCUGCACCUAAGUGCCUACGGAGGUAGAGACGAUGGCCUUUUUGUUGGGGCGAUUGGAGAUGCCUACUUCUAUCCGACAGUCAACCACGCCACUUACCAAGAGAUUCAGUUCCGCAACUUUUCGUCGACUCUCGGAUGCGACACAAGCCUGGACCAGUUGGCCUGCCUUCGGAACGUGGACAUUUCGAAAUUGCAGACAGCCAACAUUCCCCUGACGUACCCUGGAGAGUUUUUGGCCGCGGAGUAUAUCUGGACCCCUGUCGUUGAUGGCGUCUUCGUACAGGGAAAUCCACUGGGUCUCUACCAACAAAGUAAAUUCGUCAAAGUUCCCCUGAUAUCUGGCGACGUUACGGACGAGGGCACGCUCUUCACCCCCAAAACCAUCUCAAGCGCUGCUGGCGUCACCAGUUUCGUCGCAGCAAACUAUCCAGAUCUAUCUUCGAGCGACCUCGCGCAGGUGAACACCCUCUACCUGCCACCUUCAUCGAGUUAUUACCAUGCAGCAGCGGCAGCAUAUGGCGACGCUACUUUUACGUGCCCGGGCAACCUCAUCGCCACCUACGCCUCUCAGGUUGCGCCAGUCUGGAGGUACCAGUUCAACCAAUCCAGCGCCGUCACGAGAGCUUUUGAUUACGGUGUCCCGCAUAAUAUCGAUCUUGGAGCAAUUUUCGGUCCCAACGUGGGGCCAUACACCGGCCUCUUCGACCUCAUCGACACGGUGACCAAUGCGCUCAGCUUCGGCAGUUUUGCAAACGAGAAUGCUGCGGUGUCCGCGAUCAUGAUGAACUAUAUCAUCUCGUUCACAAAGACCCUCGACCCGAACCCGCUCAAAGCCUCGCAAGCGCCUACUUGGACUCAAUUUGCAGCUGGUGGUCACUUUCAGCAGAUUGUUGUUCAGAACCAAGGGUCUUCGGUACAGGCAGUCACCUCUACAACCUCUACUCGCUGUUCAUUCUGGGCUUCGGUGCUGGCCGAAACACGGCAGUAG
This is a messenger RNA of Zasmidium cellare ATCC 36951, 1662 nucleotides long. RefSeq lists its product as uncharacterized. The transcript has 5 exons. The record is from RefSeq and is a predicted model, not a curated record. The coding region runs from base 1 to 1662 and encodes 553 amino acids. Lineage: Eukaryota; Fungi; Ascomycota; Dothideomycetes; Mycosphaerellales; Mycosphaerellaceae.